Melopsittacus undulatus (budgerigar) is the source of this 4078-nucleotide messenger RNA. It is a transcript of the gene EDC3, whose product is annotated as enhancer of mRNA decapping 3. Gene Ontology annotation, molecular function: mRNA binding. Lineage: Eukaryota; Metazoa; Chordata; Aves; Psittaciformes; Psittaculidae. Gene Ontology annotation, biological process: deadenylation-independent decapping of nuclear-transcribed mRNA; P-body assembly. The record is from RefSeq and is a predicted model, not a curated record. The transcript has 7 exons. The coding region runs from base 148 to 1668 and encodes 506 amino acids. Gene Ontology annotation, cellular component: P-body.
CGCCUCUCUAUGGUCGCCCCGGUGGCUGGAGCGCCGCUGGCAGGCGGGGCGGGGACAGGAAGUGACGGCAGCGACGAGCGGCGGUGAGGGGAGAGGCCGCGCUGAGGCGGGAGCGGGCGGCAGCGCCAGUGGUUGUGUGCCAGAAAGAUGGCUACGGACUGGCUUGGGAGCAUUGUGUCAAUUAACUGUGGAGAAAGCUUGGGAGUCUACCAAGGACGAGUGUCUGCUGUGGAUCAGGUCAGCCAGACCAUCUCCCUGACACGGCCCUUCCACAAUGGGGUCAAGUGCCUCGUGCCUGAAGUCACCUUCAGGGCAGGUGACAUUACUGAGCUGAAAAUCCUGGAGAUCCCAGGGCUAGGGGACAACAGACAAUGUGGGGAUCUGCCCCAGACAGAGAUGGGCAUCCCUGGUGUUGGGUGCCAAGUCGGUCCCAGUCAGAAUGGCACUGGGAAAACGUUAAAGAAACCCAUGUCCAGCAGUGCUCCACAGAACAUCCCGAAGAGAACAGACACCAAGAACCAGGAUAUUAUCAUCUCUCCACAGCAGCAGUGCUCCAAGAGCUACAUGGAUCGGCACGUGGAAACACUCACUCAGUCGAAAGGCUUCCGCCGUAGACACAAUUCCUGGUCGUCCAGUAGCCGUCACCCAAACCAAGUGACGCCGAAGAAGAGUGGCCUGAAAAACGGGCAGAUGAAGAGCAAAGACGAUGAGUGCUUUGGGGAUGACAUUGAUGAGAUCCCAGACACUGAUUUUGAUUUUGAAGGCAACCUGGCCCUUUUUGACAAGGCAGCUGUGUUUGAAGAGAUUGAAACGCACGAGAGGAGGAGCGGCACCCGGUCCCGGGGGACCCCCAAUGAGAAACCAGCUCGCUAUCGGCACGAUGAGAACAUCUUGGAGUCAGAGCCCAUAGUCUACAGAAGGAUUGUUGUACCCCAGAAUGCUAACAAAGAGUUCUGCACGGACUCCGGCUUGGUGGUUCCGAGCGUGUCCUACGAGCUCCACAAGAAGCUGCUCUCGGUGGCUGAGAAGCACGGGCUGACCCUGGAGCGGAGGCUGGAGAUGACGGGGGUGUGCGCCAGCCAGAUGGCCCUCAGCCUCCUCGGGGGACCCAACAGGCUGAACCCGAAGAACGUGCACCAGCGGCCCACGGUAGCUCUGCUGUGUGGCCCCCACGUGAAGGGGGCACAAGGCAUCAGCUGCGGCCGGCACCUCUCCAACCACGACGUCCAUGUCAUCCUUUUCCUCCCCAACUUUGUCAAGAUGCUGGAAUCCAUCACCAACGAGUUGAACCUCUUCAGCAAGACACAAGGCCAGCAAGUGUCCAGCGUCAAAGAUCUACCUGACAGCCCCGUAGACCUGGUGAUCAACUGCCUGGAUUGUCAUGAAAAUGCCUUUCUAAGAGAUCAGCCUUGGUACAAGGCAGUGGUGGACUGGGCCAACCAGAACCGAGCGCCUGUCCUCAGCAUAGACCCCCCCAUCAGUGAAAUGGAGCAGGGCAUCGAUGCCAAGUGGUCGCUGGCCCUGGGGCUGCCGCUGCCGCUGGGCGAGAGGGCCGGGCGCGUGUACCUCUGUGACAUUGGCAUUCCCCAGAAGGUCUUCCAGGAGGUGGGCAUCAACUACCACUCCCCCUUCGGCUGCAAGUUCGUCAUCCCCCUGCAUUCCACUUAGAGCCAGCCACGGGGCUCCGAAGGGAGAGAAGAGGAGGUGGUGUGUCAAGAAGCUGUGCAGCGGAUCCUGACUGGUAAAACUCGUGUGACGCCUUAAGGAUAGGAAGUUCUGGAGAGGUUUUUUUUUGGUCCUUCCAGAAGAAAUAUUGUGUAUUUAACAAAAAAACCAAACAAAAAAAGAGAGUCAUUGUACAAUGCAACAAAACCGAAGGGAGCGAAUGUUCCUGCAGAGCUGUUCUCAUUCUCUUGUGCCAUUGUAUGAAGGAGCCUGCAGGAAGAUGGUGUCUGUCCCUGGCCAAGUGACCACUGCUGACCAGGCCCAAGCCAGAGGGUGUUUGGUGAGGGGUUGCACAUGGAGGUGGUACAAGUGAUGGAUGGGUUGUUGACUGGAGCUGUGGUUCUGUCCUUGUGGGCAGGUAGAGCCAGCAAGGAGCAUCCUGGUGGGAACAGCACCCCUGGUUGUGUAGGAAAUACCUCCUGUUGCAGUCAGACAGGAGGGAGGGUUUUGUCUUAUUCCGUUGUUCUUUUGGAUCCUCCCUUAGCCUGUUUUACGUUCCUGAAGGCGGUUGUAGGUCCCUCUCCCUCCUGGACCCUCCAGCCCUUCAAGGAGAGCAUUCCCUCUUUGGAAAGCUUGUGGCAAGAGCCAGAAGCUCCUGGGUCAUACAUGCUCUGGGAGCACCCCGUCCUCAGCUGGGCUUUACUUGCUUCUGUAUUCAGUUGGCUUUUUUGCCUGUUCACCCUGUGGUGAAGCCCAGGCUGUGGGAGCGAGGUGGGCUGCAGAAAAGAACUUUUCCAGGAUAGUUAUGGGGGGCUUUGGUUCAUUUUCCUUUUCCUUCCUGGCACAGGGAGUGAAUCAGGGAAAGGGUAGUGAAGCAGCGCAGUGUCUCUCAGGCUGUGGUGCGUUGCUCUAUGGUGUAGGUGAGAAUUGGGUCAGUUUCCCCGGUGAUUCCAGUAUCCCUCUUACACUCGGUGUGGUUUGGGAAGUGGGUCAUGGAUCAGUUCAUUCCCUUUGGGCUCAAAGCCUGUGUAUGGAUGUGCCUGAGCCCUCUCCUCGCACAGAGGUGCUCAGCUCCUUCCUCACUGCAGUGCUUGAAGCUCUGCUGCUUACCUGUCCCCAGAGCUCCUAAGCCUUGCCCAGAGCCUGUUCUGGCAUCUGGGAUUGCUCCAGGUGGUGCCUGUUCUCCAGGGGAGCUGGCACUGGAGCUGCUCUGGCGCUGUGCUCUGCUGAGCACUGGAGUCUCUCUUAGCAAAGCUCUUGACCUGCUUGUGUAAAUCCUCACCCCUGGGAGCACACGAGGGGCUUGUCUUUGCCUUUCAUCUCCUUAGAACACAGGCCAAGUGCAUCAAAGGAGGGAAGAGCCUUCAAGCACUUGAGUGAUUAACACUGCCUCCGAGUGUGGUGUGAUGGGGAAGAGCCAGCUGGAAGCAGAAGAGCACUGGGCUCACCCCACAGCUCCUGAGGCCUCUUCCCCUGCCAGGCCCCAUCUACCCCAGCAGGAUGAAGGGCUCUGCCCCUCUUGCUUUUGGACCCCUGGUCCCCCUGAGCUCCUGUCCCUGCUGAGGGCUGGCUGACACCUGAGUGCUCCAGGACUCGGCCAUGCUCUGCCCUCGAGUGGUUCCUCCACCAUGGAAAGGGCAAAGCAGCAGCCGGAACUGGAGCAGCAUUUCACAGGCUGUGGCUCUCACUCGGGUAGCAGAGCAGUUGGGUAUUUAAGUACAAAUGUGAGUCUUCCCUCUGCCUCUUGUGGUGCUUUGGCUGUUUGCUUCAUGUAAGCUGGAGGCAGAGGAGCAGAACCAGCAGCAGAGCACGGGUUGCUCGUUGCUGUAGUACAGCAUUAGCUUUAGUCCCCUUCUUUUCACUUGCCUUGCUCACAACCCUUGAUAAGAGGUUGCAGUUUCAGUUCCUGCUUUCCUUGCCCCUUCUGGGCUGUUGAACUGUAGCUUGUUCACACUGAGCACUAACAGGGCAGGAAGGCUCAAAGCUUUGGGCUAUGUUGGGCACGGUUCCACUUCACAGUGCCUGGUGCUGACAGAUUUGGGCAUUUGGCUGUACUUCCUUUGGAUACUUGAGGAAGCACCAGCCUCACCUUCAUGAAAUGCAUCUCCUGUGCAGCUGUGAGCUCUCCUGGAGCACUCGGAGACCCAGCCAAGGUGCUGGGUCCCUUCUCCCCCUUUCCUCAUGUUACCUGUUCAGAGACCAGCUCACUUGCUAGCUGUGUUUGCAAUAGUUUCUAUCCCCCCACCUUCAGCACCACCCUCGGAACUGCCACAAGUGCUGCUGUGGUCACUGACACGUGAAGAUCACUGCACUGUCACUGCUUGAUGCUCCAUUCGUGACCUGAUGUCUGUAAUGACCAAUUCCUGCCACUACUGGGGGCUGUCCUGAAAUAAAGUGCAACGAUUCCUGUGUG